UAUUGUUGGGAGUAUUAGUAUUAAAUAGAUUGAGAAGAGUGAGAACACUGACUUGUGUUUGUCCCUACAACUACCAAAUUCUGUUGAAAACUCUUUUCUCCUUUUUUUUUUCUAAACAAAGAAAAGAAUUAACAACUAGUGAAGAACAACUCCUCCUUUCCUCCAUUUACAUUAUUAAUUACUAUUCAAUCAUCAAAUCCAUAAAUCCAAUAAACUUUUUUCACAUGCAUUUAUCAUCUUCAAAUUUGCUCAAUCCACCAUGGAUCACACCUUUCAUCUUCUUCAUCACAGCCCUAAUAUUAUUCCCACUUUCUCUCUCCGAUCCGAGAAUUUCGGAAGCCGGCCUCUUCUGCGGCCAAUCACGGCCGCCGCCGAACUCAAGCUACAUCCCUCUAUUCGUCAACGCGAUGGAGGUUCUCUCCCAGCAGGUCACCGCCAACGAUUGGGGUCACUACGCCGUCAAUUCGACUAACAUCUCCGUCUACAAUCUAGCCCAGUGCUACGGCGAUCUGUCUCACAACGACUGCCUCCUCUGCUACGCCGCCAGCCGCACGCGCCUCCCGCGGUGCCUCCCCGCCGUCUCCGGACGCAUUUUCCUCGACGGCUGCUUCCUCCGCUACGACAGCUACGCCUUCUUCAACGAAAGCUCCGACGCCGUUCUGGACACCGUGAACUGCAAUAGCUCGGUCGGGGUGGGCGGCGGGGUCGUCGAUUUGGAGUUCGGGAAGAACGUCGGGGAGCUGAUCGAUAACGUCACGGCGAGUGCGGUCGCGAGUGGGGCGUACGCGGUGCAGGGGAGUAAGGGCGUGUUUGGAUUGGCCGAGUGUUGGAAUACUGUGAGCAGAGAGGGGUGUAGGGCGUGUUUGGCUAAGGCGAACAGAGAAAUUAGGGCGUGUUUGCCUAACAAGGAAGGUAGAGCUUUGAAUACUGGCUGCUAUUUGAGAUACUCCACUGAGAAAUUCUUCUCCAAUCAGUCUCAUGAUUCAAACCACAAUUCUGGGGUGUCAAGAACAGGGGCAACUUUGGCAAUCGUUUUGUCUGUGGUAGCUUUCUGUAUGCUCAGUUUCUUUGCUGGUUAUGCAGCCUAUGGAAGAUGGAGAAAACGAAGACAAGCACGUGAUAAUCUUGGCCAAAUAUCGUACUCCUACAACAAAUCAAACUUAAAUUUCAAAUACGAAACUUUGGAGAAGGCGACGAAUUACUUCGACGAUUCAAGAAAAGUAGGGCAAGGAGGAGCAGGUUCUGUGUACAGAGGAACGCUGUCAAACGGUAAAACAGUAGCUGUAAAAAGAUUAUUCUUCAGCACAAGACAAUGGGUGGAUGAAUUCUUCAAUGAAGUGAAUCUCAUUAGUGGAAUUGACCACAAUAACCUUGUCAAGCUUCUUGGCUGCAGCAUUGAAGGCCCUGAAAGCCUUCUUGUUUAUGAAUUCAUACCCAACAAAAGCCUCGAACAAUACCUCUUCGAUAAGAACAAGGUUAAAAUAUUGAGCUGGAAAGAACGGCAGAAUAUAAUCGUUGGAAUAGCUGAAGGGCUCGAUUUUCUUCAUACAGGGUGUAACAUGAGAAUAAUCCACAGGGAUAUCAAGAGCAGUAAUGUUCUGCUUGACGAGAAUCUUGAUCCGAAGAUAGCCGAUUUCGGUCUUGCCAGAUGUUUUGCAGCUGAUCAAACUCAUCUCAGCACAGGAAUUGCAGGCACAUUAGGAUACAUGGCACCGGAAUACCUAGUAAAAGGACAGCUCACCGAAAAGGCUGAUGUUUAUAGCUUCGGUGUGCUGGUUCUUGAAAUUGUCACAGGCAGGAAGAGCAAUGCCUUUGUGGAAGAUUCUGGAUCUCUUCUACAAACAGUUUGGAAGCUCUUCAAGAGGGACAAAUUGACAGAAUCAGUUGAUCCGUGUCUGAAAGGAGAUUUUCCAGCAACAGAAACAACGAAAGUACUAAGAAUCGGGCUUUUAUGCGCACAGGCAUCCGUAGCUCUUAGACCGUCAAUGGCCGAAGUUGUUCGAAUGCUAAGAGACGAAAACUAUGAAAUCCCGGAACCAAGACAGCCCCCGUUUAUUAACACAACUGCCCUUUCGGGCAGCUCUGCCAGGUCAUCAUACAGCAUUAACAGUUCAACAACAUCGAAUGCUAUAAUAAAACAAGGAGCAACAUCCUCCUAUCCUUCCACCGAAACAGAGUCUUUCAGUAUUCAGAGCUCCGAUGGACAUUCCAGAAGUGAAGAGCUCAGGACAAAUAGUUGAAAAUUGAACUUCAUACAUAUAUAUACAUACACAUGUAUACUUACAUACUAUUUUAUGUAUCCUGCUUGUCAAAAUGAAGAAACCUUGUACCUAGAUUUUUGUCAAAGAGUGCAAUAGUCAUUGAGUAGGUAAUGUGGGCCCCAUUACCUUUAUUAUGAAGAGAAAUACAUUCUUUUUCCAUGAAUUUUUGCCAACAGCUCAUUCUUUUUAAUUUAAUUCUCAAUGCUCAUCAU
Molecule: messenger RNA, 2473 nt
Organism: Erythranthe guttata (spotted monkey flower)
Lineage: Eukaryota; Viridiplantae; Streptophyta; Magnoliopsida; Lamiales; Phrymaceae
Product: cysteine-rich receptor-like protein kinase 42
Biological process (GO): protein phosphorylation
Molecular function (GO): ATP binding; protein kinase activity
Source: RefSeq, a predicted model, not a curated record